ACACAGGAUGGUCACACCAUCCCUCACCAUCAUCAGGCCACAGAACUGAAAGACCUCAAAAUUGAGAUUAAAGAGGAGGUGGAAGAAGAAGAGACGUUUGUGUGUGGAGAACAGCAGUCUACAGAGGAGGAUGGUCCUCUGUGUUCCCAGGGUCCCACACAGGAACAUCACACCAUCCCUCACCAUCAUCAGGAUGAAGGACUGAUUGAUAGGAAUGUUGAAAUUAAAGGAGGAGAAGAAGAAGAGACAUAUAUGAUGGGUAAUCAGCAGUCUAUGGAGGAGGUUGGGAUGACUGACAGAAUUAAUAUGGAAUGUUCGAUAGAAAUUAGCACAGGUGGGACCAAGGUCCAGAACACAUUUGAAGAGGGUCCUACAUUACCUCAGAAUUCUAAUACUGCACACAAGGACAUCACACAAUCCUCUAAGAUGCCUACUUCCCAGAGAUCAUCUUUUGUUAAUCUGGGUUUUGAAUUAAAAAAAUGCUUUUCAUCAAAAUUAUCCGUUCACGAAGAUCAAAGGACUCACCCACAGCUUCCAUUUCAAUGUGCAGAGUGCGGGAAAUGUUUCACUCAGAAAGGCGACCUUCUUGCGCACCACAGAAUUCACACGGACGUGCGGCGAUUCGCAUGUACGGAGUGCGGAAAAAGUUUCGUACGGAUGGGCCACCUUCUGGCACACCAGAGAAUUCAUACUGGCGAGCGUCCUUAUUCGUGUUCAGAAUGCGGGAAAUGCUUCAUACAGAAACCACACCUACUUACGCACCUGAGGAGCCACACGGGCGAGCGGCCCUAUUCAUGCACGGAGUGCAGGAAAAGCUUCACUCGUAAAAGACUACUCACUGCUCACCAGAAAAGUCACACGCACCAUUAUUCUUAUUCUUGUUCACAGUGCGGGAAACGUUUUGCUCAAAAAGUACAUCUUGUUGAACACUACAGGAGCCACGCGGGCGAGUUACCAUUGCCCUCUACGUAGUGCGGGAAUUGUUUCAACCAGUAAGAGCGCCUUAUGGCACACCAGAGGAUUCACACCGGCAAGAGUCCUUUUUUUUGCUUAGAGUGUGGGAAAAGUUUCUUGCAGGAAGGGUCGCCUGUGCACACACCAGGAAAAGCACUAAGGAGAGUGUUUGUCACGUUUAGAGUGCAGGAAAUCUUUUAGGCUGGAUUCACACCUGAGUGGAGCGAUUUUUCUUUGAGAGUUGUUGAGUGUUUUUAGACGUGUAUUACAGGCGUUUUACAGCAUUAGGUGUUGUUGUUUAACCAAUAGAAAGCACUCCCGUGCUGUUUUAGGGGGUGCUCCCAGGAGGGCUCCAUGGCGCAUAUUUGGUGGUCCUGCCCGCGGGUGUGCAGACUGUGGAUUAGAGCAGGGGUCUCCAAACAUUCUAAACAAAGGGCCGGUUUAUUGUCCUUCAGACUCUUGAAGGGCCGGACUUU
Messenger RNA from Rana temporaria (common frog), 1430 nucleotides. Its product is annotated as gastrula zinc finger protein XlCGF67.1-like. The transcript has 4 exons. Lineage: Eukaryota; Metazoa; Chordata; Amphibia; Anura; Ranidae. The record is from RefSeq and is a predicted model, not a curated record. The coding region runs from base 253 to 972 and encodes 239 amino acids.